AUGUUUGCGAUGCGGGCGUGCCGCAGCAGCAUCAUGAUUGGCAAAGCGCUGUCGCGGCGCCAGAUGGCAUCGGUGCUGUCGCACAUGGGCGAGAUGGACAAGCCGUGGAACUGUCCGCACGGGCGUCCGACGAUGCGGCACCUUUGCAGUCUGGGCGCCGCCUGGGACAAGAGUGGUCGCUCCUGGGGCGGCGGUGGUCCAGACGUCGACGACAACCUGGAACAGGGGGACAACCAACCCAUCCACAACACCGAAUGGGGUCGUUUUCUUAGGAAGAGAAGGCGAGCUGCCAAGACAUGA
Molecule: messenger RNA, 300 nt
Organism: Sporothrix brasiliensis 5110
Lineage: Eukaryota; Fungi; Ascomycota; Sordariomycetes; Ophiostomatales; Ophiostomataceae
Exons: 1
Coding region: 1-300 (99 amino acids)
Biological process (GO): mismatch repair
Cellular component (GO): MutLalpha complex
Molecular function (GO): ATP hydrolysis activity; ATP-dependent DNA damage sensor activity
Source: RefSeq, a predicted model, not a curated record